Acromyrmex echinatior (Panamanian leafcutter ant) is the source of this 6437-nucleotide messenger RNA. RefSeq lists its product as uncharacterized. Lineage: Eukaryota; Metazoa; Arthropoda; Insecta; Hymenoptera; Formicidae. Gene Ontology annotation, biological process: carbohydrate metabolic process. Gene Ontology annotation, cellular component: extracellular region. The record is from RefSeq and is a predicted model, not a curated record. Gene Ontology annotation, molecular function: chitin binding.
UAUUUAGUAGAAUAUUUUAGAUUAAUCAAUCUAAUACGAGAAUCAAUCAAACCAUUCGUAUCUUCUAAGAUACGUCGACGACAGUUCGUUACAAUACAUUGAUCAUUUAAUUAUAACAUAGCUGUUCGAAACCGCAAUUUUUAACAGUUAGCUGCUUUUACAAUUGGUCACUUAAUUUGCCCGACAAAAAAAAAGGGAAAGAUGCUUUGCGCGCUCGCUCGCAUGUAUUACCUUAUUUCGCGAUCGUGCAUCGUUACGCGUAACACGGAAAGUAUCCCGAUCUGGGACAGUACCUCACCCGCGAUCCAGCGAUCCAUCGAUCCCGAUGGCCUCCGGUUUCUCUCCCUCUUUUUUCGCCUCACCUUCGCUUGUUUGUUCGGUGCCUUCCCUUUCGGUUCUCCUCUUUGGUCCUCACUCCGGUCGAGAUCAACAGGGUUUACUAAGAGAGCACGCGUCCUCCAGAAACUUCAGUGUAAACCGCGCACUCAAACUCGAAGGAUCAUCGGAUUCUUCCACUUUGACAAGAACGAGACAGAGAAUUAAAGUCUUCAAUCUGUAAUGCGUAGUGUGACACAGGCGUAACUCAUGCGAAAUCCCGAUGCGCCGUUCAACAGUUUGAGUGUGAUCUCCUGCGUCUUUAGUAUCAAUCCGGCUGUGAUCGAUCGCGAUUGAUCGCGAUUUCAGUGUUGCUGAAUCCUUGUGAAAAACACAAUGCGGGGUGGUGGUGUUCUCCUAAUGUCGUUCGCAUUCAUAACGAUCGGAACGGCAAAAUGUCCAAAGAAAACAACUUCGCCUGUCAGAGAGAUUCUUUGCUAUACUUCCAUCUUCGAUGUAAAGCUUCUAAUCGACUCUGUGUGCGAUUGUACCACUCUGGUACAUCAAAAUCAUGAUGUGAGAAAUCUUUCAACUGCCGAUAUUUCUGACUUGCGGAAAUCUUUAAAAGAGAUGCAUUCACCUCUUCAGUUUGUCAUUUCUAUACACGAUCCCGCGAUGAUGCUCAGAAAUUCCGCUGUGGUACGACAGGAAGCUAUCGCUCGAAUUAUUGCUAUUAUGAAAGAGGUGGAUGGCGUAGAACUGAAUGUAACGGCGGGCUCAAAGGAGCGUCUUUAUAAUUUUAUCAAAAGUCUCAAAAACGAAAUGAUUAAAAAAUCUUACGACAAAAGGAUUUUCAUGGCUUUACCUAUAAGAUCGGAGGAUUUAGCCAAGCAGUUUGACAUUAAGGAACUCAUGAAAUAUAUUGACCUAUUUACACUGUCAACGGAUUAUAUGACGGACGAAGACGGAGUCUUCGUCACCUUUCAUCCCUCGCGUCUAAUAGGACUUUUCGACAUGCUAAAUACAGACAGCUUGAUAGACUUAAUAAGUGGAUUAGGAGCACCCAAGCAGAAGAUCGUGAUAACCGUGCCGGUCAAUGCGUACAAAUUCACUUUGAAGAAUCCGGACGAGAACGCACCAAGAUCAAAAACUACGGAGAAGGAGCCUGUGUCAAUUGAUCGUAAAGAGCUCUGCGAAGCUAUAAACAACGGGGAAUGGAUCGUAGAACGAGAUGAAGAUCUCACAGCGCCUUAUGCAUUUCAAAACAAAACGUGGAUUGCUUUUGAAGAUAAGAUUUCGGUCGGAAUAAAGGGGAAAUAUGUGUUUUUACGAGACUUGGCGGGAUUGGCCUUGCGAAAUAUAGAAAAUAACAUGGAGACCGAGUGCGAAAUACCAUUCACGCAAGAAAUUUAUCAUUCCUUCACGGAGUUUAGAAAAAAAUCGAGACGAGCUGUACUCAGUGCGCUAGAAGAUGAGCUUCAUCAAAUGCAAUUUUCGUAUCCAAAUAAUGCGAAAACGUCUAGCUUCCGUAUCACUCGGAUUGUAGACACGGAGGGACAUAUCAGAGCCAUACGCGAAAAUACACAAACCGAGUUUGUUUGCAAACGUCAAGGUUACUUCGUCCAUCCAAAAAGUUGCAAUAGAUUCUAUCGCUGCGUGAAGUUCAAUCAAGCGAUAGAAGACUAUUCCGUUUUCGAAUUCGAUUGCCCAGCUGGACUGUCGUUUGACGAACGCACGGAAGUUUGUGUUUGGCCAGGCUCGUUGUCCGAAGGCUCACCAUGUCCUGGCAGUAGUGAGAUUGCUCCUGUCACCCCGAAGAGAUUUGAAUGUUCUCAACCCGGUUAUUAUGCGGAUCCACAAAAUUGCCGUUGGUUCUUUGCUUGUAUGGACUUAGGUGGAGAAGAACUAACAGCGUUCGAGUUCCGCUGUCCGUACGGCUUGAUAUUUGAUGAGAAGAAGUUAGUGUGCGAGUGGCCUUGGCUGGUUCCAGCUUGCUCGGAAUCUAGAUCAGGCUACACCAGCCACGAAUAUAAUUAUGGAAGCCACACUCCACAAACCUCUAUUGGCGUUGGAGCUGGCAGUUACGUCACCAGCGGUUUACCGGAAUACUCUGUGACUGUGGGAACGGAUUAUUCCAACAUGGAUUAUUCUAAAACAACCGGUAUCCAUAGUACAAAUUAUUUUGGAACCACUGCGGGAGAUAUUAGUAAACACCCUGAUAUUGUGAUUUCUGGUCCAGGACAUGUAGGACUGUCCAGUGUAGUCGGUACUGAUUAUUCUAAAUCCACCAAAUAUGGAGGAGCAAUAUCUUCUGUUCCAACGUAUAGCAAUUCACCCGACAUACAGAUUAGUUCGGUACCACUUAGUACAAUUGUCGGAGAAGAACGUGGUAUAAAAUAUUCUACAACGAGCAACAAAAUUGGCGAUGGAUAUACUGAAUAUACUACUGUAUCUACUGGUCAAGAUGGCUCUGGAUACUUUGUAUCUACUGGUGGAUUUAACACUGGAUUUGCAAACAGGGAAUCAUUGAGAGGAGUUGCUGCAGACUUUUCCGGAUCUACACCAAGAAAGUACUUCGGACUUUCCGCUAGCGGAAGUUAUUCAGAAGGGACUACUGCAAGUUUUUCCGGAUCUACAACGGAAGAAUAUUCUGGAACCGCUAGUGGAAGUCAUUUGAAGGAGCAAGGUGCAGGAGCAACUUAUUUGGAAAAACCUAUCUCAAGGUAUCCUAAUUUGGCAAAUAAUUAUGCAGGAAGUGUUAGUCCGAUAAUAGAUACAAGUUAUUCGAGAAUUCCGGGAAGUUACUUCGAAUCUAGAUUACCUGGAUCAUCCAUUGAUAUCCACGUACAAUCUACUAGUCCUAAAUAUGAUGGAUCGACGAAUGUAUACGCAGGUUCCAGCACACUUAAUGUUAAUGAUUUCUUGACUUCUACCGGUGUCUACUCAGGAACAGCAAGACAUCAACCAUCAUUCGGUGAAACCGGCCCAUCGUUCGGAUCUGUAUCUUAUCCUGGUGCUAGCGGCAAAAUCGAAAUAACAGGAUCGACUGAUAAAGAAUAUACGAGACCAACAACAUAUAAAGGUUCGAUUGGUGCAGGAUAUUCUACGGGCGGUAUCAGCUCUGGCUUUACUGAAAAUGACGUUGGUGUGUCAAUUAAAUCUGGGAUAGGAUCAAGUUUGCACAGUACAACGAGUUCAAGUCAAAUCCCAGGAAUUAAUUUUGUUAGCGACGUUCCAAAGUUUAAACUAAAAACUUCAGGAAUUUCUACAGUUUCCGGACAAGUAAGUUUUAUUCCUAGACCAACAGGCACUUCGACAAACUAUAGAUAUGAUAAUGAGGAAGGAUAUACGAUCCCUGUAUUUGUACAACACGAAGAGCCCUCGAUUUAUCCCUCGAUCGGAACUGGAGUCGAAGAAAGAGACCACAUCGGAACGACUGGAACGAGUGGAAUCGGUUUAACAAGUGGCUACGGGAAAACUAAUUUGAACAUAAGUAUUUUUGGCAAUGAGAUUCCUACUGAUUACGAUAUUCAGAAAAACACUCUUAGUACUAUUCAAACUGGAGUUACUAGAGAUGGAAGUAAUACUAUUGGUGACUCCUUUUCGAGGACCGUAUCCAGUAUCCACAGAAAUGUUCCUGGAGUGGUAUUAACUCCUGCCAUUAAUCAAAACGUUAAAAUCCCAACUGGAGGAGGUCGACCUGGCUACGUCGCCCCUUCUGAAACAGCGGGAUAUGUGAAUAGCGAUGUGAAGACUAUAAACGUUGGAUCAGCUAGUCCAGAAACUCUAAUAUACGAAAAAUCCGAAACGCCAAAUCCUACGAUUCCAAUAAAUGGUCCUUCAACAGUUGGUGUCUUAUUAAAAGAUAACUUUACUCCAAAUAUUAACACAUUCGGACAAACGGCUCCUGAAAUAUCUAUAGGUAGUUUCAUUCAACCAGAUUCGACAAUCAAAAGCUCGACUCAUAAAUCAUAUGAAUCGCAAUCAACUUAUCACGGCAUCAGCAAUGCCCCUGCGAAAGGUUCAAUUAUCUAUUCGAGUAGCUCUCCAAGCGAAAACUUGAUACCUACAGCUCCUCAAAACUAUAGAACUGAUGAAGAACGCAGCACUGUCACGUUCAAUUCCGCUUACAAUACUAAUAAGUAUGCAGAAAAAGAUAUUUCAGACUACAGGCUAACAAGUACUAGUCUUCCCGAUUUAAUCGUAUCCGGAAGAGUAGAAGGUACUGAUAGCAUUUACGAUUCUAGAUUCGAAAACUCACCUACUUCAGGAUAUUCUUUGAGUAAAUCAACUGUUUUCACACCAAAUGGAUUUACGAAGACUGGUCCAACCAGGACACGUAUAACCACUGCUGUUCUCGGAGGUGGUAGUUACUCAAUAAGUACAGAUGAUCAUAGGCCUACUUAUAACCCCGAUAAUAUCAGCGAAAAGACAUUUGAAGGGAAUCUUGAAAGGGUCGCUGGAUAUAGGACUAGUACAUCAUCUGCUGACAAUCUGUCCGUUACUUUGACUUCACCUGGCUAUUCCUCGAAAGCUGCACCGGAUGUUCCGAGUGGUCGCUUCACUGUACAAUCAGCUACUUCCGGCUACUCAUAUCCUAAGCCAACCAUUCAAUUUGGAACUAGCGGUGUCACGUUCUCUUCAAAGCCAAUUGUGUUGGCUGGAAGUAAUGUACCGAUUACGACGUCGCCGCUGUCUUUCAACCGCUUACCAACGUCGACAAUCAGACCUGUAACUCAUACUUCUGAACAGCCAGAAAUUUACAAAACGACUCCUUUUGAAUCAUUUAAGAUUCCGGUGGAUAUUCCAACCAUCAGACCUGUGAUCGAUAUCGGUUAUAAGAUCUCUCGACCGAUCUCUCCGACAACCAUUCCAUUGUUAAAUGAUGAUCAAUUCAUCAAAAGAACAGGCAGCUCUCAGUCAGUAUCCAUGUCUAACAUUGGUUUAGGAGUGCCUUUCCAACGGACCGAUUCAAGCGGCCAGACAGGUCAUAGCUCCUCGUUGGGAUAUCUCCCACCAAAGUCGAUUGAAGCUGGCGUGACUGCGUCCACCACAAAAUAUGACUUAUCUGCAAUAACCGCACAACCAGAGCUCAUCGGAUUAACGUAUAAGAAACCAUCACCGAUCUCUGACGUUACGUACAGUCCUUCCUCGUUCCAUUCGCCCACCACAUUCAGGCCUUCCGACAUAUAUUAUUCCAGCCGAAGAUUUUCUCUAGGGACUACGCCGUUUUCUCUAGGGACAAUCCCUACAGGUGGCUCUCCAACAAAUCAGAAUAUUUCAAGGGAUAAGAUCAAUAAACUAACUACAAACUGUGACAGGGGCACCAUCAAAUAUACGACACCUAAAUAUGAUACCUAUUCAAGUUCCGGAUAUGGCAUUCAGCCUUCGACAUUUUCAUACGAAGUUACUACAAAGUCGCCUGAAGGCAAAGGUAAAGUCAUUGUCAAGUGGAGCGAUCUUCAUCCACUUCUUUUAGGAAAACUUGGGGCAGAGUGCACGUGCAAGGCCGAUCCCUUUGCCAAUCUUCGCGGUCCGGGAAAGAAGCAGAUCGAUUCUUCCAAGGGCAAAGUGAAUCUGGCCAACUAUGACUCUUCUGAAAUCUACGUCGAUCUCGAUUACUCUGAAGAGGAUGACUAUUCUACCAACUACAACGCUUUCCCAGCGCAGCCCUUCAAGAUUAGUCCACAGGAAACGACGACCGUUUCGAUCAAUGUACCAUCAUCCUCUUACUUACCUACAAUAGAUGCCAGAACAUCCGCGAGGAAUUACGAGUCUCAUUCGGGUCAUCGAAUGGGCAAAAAAUUGAAAUACGAAGAGAAAAAUGAAGAAGAAAAGGAAGAAUAUGAUGACGAUCCUGAUCAGAUAAUUAAUGGUGUCACCGAUUGCGCUAGGCCAGGUCUUUUCAGACAUCCCGGACUUUGUAAUAAAUUCUACGCUUGUCACUGGGACCAGUGGAAGAAGAAAUUCACGCUUCAUAUUUUUAAUUGUCCUGUUCACUUAACGUUUGAUUCAAACGAGAGCGCGUGCAACUGGCCCAGUAAAGGACCAGCUUGCCAAGCCAACAAUUUAUUAGUGUAAAUGCGUCAUUAGGCUUUUAUUAUCAGUUGAUCAGCGUCUUC